AUGGCAUCCCCCUCAACGCCAGACCUAAACGCAACGCGCGAAGCAGAUUACAAACGCUUCAAGAACUACGCAGCCUACACAUUCCUAAUCGGCGCGCCGAUCCUAAUCGCCCUCCCACCACGCAAACUCGACCCUCUCACCGUCCUAGUCCUCUGCUCCUUCGGCGCAUCCGCAAACCACAUCGUGCACGAUCGCACAGGACGCAGCAUAGUCGACCGUAUUGACGCGCGCAUUUCCCGCGUGCAGGGGACGUUCUCUUCUCUGCCGAGCGAGCGCGCGCAGGAGAUCCAAGAACGACUUCGGGCUGCGCGCGAUGCGCAGCUCCGCCAGGCUGAGCAUGAGCAGUUGCAGGCGCGGAUUUUGUCACUUUCGGAUAAGCAGCGCAGGGAUCCGGAUCCUGGGUUGAUGGAGGAGAUUGAAAAGCUUAAGGCGAGACAGGCGCAGGAAGAAGGAAUUGUGCAGCGGGUUUGGAUGGGUGGGGAGUCUGAGGGGUGGAAGGAGAGGAGGUUGAGGGAGGAACAGAAGGCGCUUAGUGAGGGGAAGGGGUAUGGUGAUUUGAUUCAGGAGCAUAUUUGGGAUGUUUGGACUUGGGGUGGGAAGGAUGGGAAGGCUGGUGAGGGGGGUGAAGGAUGA
Penicillium mononematosum is the source of this 633-nucleotide messenger RNA. RefSeq lists its product as uncharacterized. The coding region runs from base 1 to 633 and encodes 210 amino acids. The record is from RefSeq and is a predicted model, not a curated record. NCBI's taxonomy places the organism in Eukaryota, Fungi, Ascomycota, Eurotiomycetes, Eurotiales, Aspergillaceae. The transcript has a single exon.